AUGCCUUCCCUCCUGCAGAACGCAUCUUCAAAUGCAUUUGACUCAUCAAUUCUGACCCUUCAGGCCACUUUCUCCAGUGGCAUGACCUUGUUGACUACGGCUUCCACUGCCAACAACUUCCUCAGAGCUACAGAUGGCCCGUUUGCAGAGUUGAAAGAGCUUGUUGCACAACAUACUUCCAUCAAAGACAGGCCACAAUUCCAACCACUUGUCCCCCCUGAUCAAAUUGUGAAGGGAAUUGUGCAGAAAAUAUGGGGUCAUCCAUCUAUUGAGACAGUCGGAGAUAUUGGCGAUAUACUGGAGAAGGGACUCGUUACGGAUGAUUUGAGCCUCAAAGUUUUUUUAGAAGUUUGCAUUGCCGGUUACGCACAGAAAAAGGGGAAGUCCCCCCAAGAAGUCAUGAAGAGUCAAGAAGCAGCAUGCCUGCAUAAAUUACAGCAACAGGAUAUCGAUAGGAAGUGCCCUGACCAGGCAGAAGAAGCAAAAGCGUUCUAUGAUAAAAUUCUGGUACAUUGCGGGGACCUUGUUUUAUCAAAGGAUGAGCGGGAGGCUCAACCAAAUGAAGGCCUUUAUCUGUUGCAGAAAAUAACGGGAAAAUAUGCUGCUCAGGUAUACUUCAUUCAUCCUGUUGGGGUGGCAUUAGUGGGGUUCAUAGCAGAUGACAAGCUUGCCCCUCGGGAUUCGACUAUCGCAUUUACGAGCUCACCAAUGAUUGUGGAAAUGGUCAAAGCUAUGGGCCUACCCCUCACAGAGGAUAGUGCCUUAGCCAUGAGGAACUUCUAUGAUGGGAUAAAGGCAUUCAGCCCAUAUCAACCUGAUGCCAUUAAACAGAGAACCUUUCUUCAACAUCUUGGGGCGUUUACGAACCCCGAUAAAUCUACCAGUGAGGUGUUUGGUGCCUCAAGCCUCAUGAAGACCGUCGUGAUGCACAUGAAGCAAAGUGUCCAUUUCAGCGAUGAUCUGGACAGGUAUUUGGGAAAUAGAACGGGAAACAUGGCCAUCAAAUCAGAGGUUGAGGGCAAUGCGAACGACAUGGAUUACCACACACCCGCAUUAAAAAGGAAGGAAGGCCUCACCUUUGCAGACAAGACCUACAGCUCGCAUCCCCAACGCUGCACUGAGUUGGAGGCAACAGGGAUAACUGAGCUUGGACACAACUGGAGAGUCGCCAACAUACUUUCAUUCAUGCUUGAGCAUCGUCUCCAUUUUGUUGGUUGGCAUCGUGGUGUCCCACGCUUGAACAAAUCACUACUGUGCGAUUGGACCCCAUCUCACUCACCAGGAUCCGGAGCAGACGUUGAGGGUGGAACAAAUGACAGCUGCACGCCAAACUCCCCAACUGUGGAGAUGGAAGGAGAUUCGCGACACAAGAAGUCCAAAGCCACUCGUGCAUGCACCCUCACGAAGGCAAAACCUCCCCAUGUGACACCUGGGGGCCACAACCAAAUGAAAGAAGCUGUGGUACCAGAGAACGAGGUGAAAGGUCCACAGGACGAUGGCAUCGUACCUGAGACACCACCUUGCAACUCACCUGAACCGGGCGGGUCUUCAUCAUCAUCAGUAAAGUUAGAGGCAAUAAACCUGACAACGUUCCCAUCGGGUGUAUGCUCAGGCUUCCAGCAAGGACAUGGGCCGCAACUCCCUGCUGACCCAGAAAACGAUGUCUUUGUUGGAGAAAGGGAUCAAGUGAUCUCCCAAACCAUCAGGGAAGGGUCACCUGGUUUACCUCAUUUGGAUAUCACGGAGUCCAACAUCCUGGGCACUGUCGGAGGCACCGUCAUCCGUAUCAAGCCUAAGUGGUGUGCACAAAACUCAGGGUGGCGGGCUGCAUCGAAAAUGUUGCCAGUGGUUCAUUUGAAGGCGCUAAUGGAAGAAAAUGUUGAACUCCUAGUCAACAUCGACAUCAUUGCCCUGCAUGUUACCGAGAAGGAGCCACCUCCUGAAGUCUUAGAUGUCGCUCAACACUGGAGAAUGAUUAGCACUGUUGGAAACGAGCUUUGUGACAGGGGGGCUGAUGUAGGAAAGGUUGCCAGGAGGGUGGUCCAACUGCUUGACGAGUUGGAAGUGAAUGAUGAUGAGGAUGUGAUAGCUACAUGGAUACAGAUGUUGCCCAGUUGA
This is a messenger RNA of Cantharellus anzutake, 2118 nucleotides long. RefSeq lists its product as uncharacterized. The coding region runs from base 1 to 2118 and encodes 705 amino acids. NCBI's taxonomy places the organism in Eukaryota, Fungi, Basidiomycota, Agaricomycetes, Cantharellales, Hydnaceae. The record is from RefSeq and is a predicted model, not a curated record. The transcript has 13 exons.